AUGCAUAGAUUCUCUGAGGUUCGACCUGCGCACGACUUUGACUUCGCUGAAUUGGUGUCAAGAACUACUUACAAAUCACCCUUCACUGAAUGGAUCCAGAAUGAGCCGAAACCGAGAGACUUCGUGAUCCCUCCUCUGCCAGCCUUUAAAGGUAAGGAAAAUAUGCUUAGUCACUUGUUUCAGUUUCAACAGAAGAUGGCCUUAGAAGUAAACAAUGAAGUUAUACACUGCAAAGUGUACUCCACAACCUUUUCCGAACCGACCAUGUUAUGGUUCAGGCAACUCAAACCUGGUUUCGUCAAUAGCUUAUGUGACCUUCGUAGAGCCUUCUUACAACAAUACAAUGCUAACUGUGAGGCUCCAAGAACUAUGGCAGACCUCUAUCGAAUUGAGCAAGGAGAAAAUGAACACCCGAAGCCGUACCUACAAUGCUUUAUCGACUUGGUACACCAAAUUCAUUAUGUAGAACCAACGACCGCAACCAAUCUCUUUGUUAAAAGUUUGCAAGUGGGAUCUCUCUUACAUGAAAAUCUCACUAUGACCCCACCAUACGACAUGGCAGAAAUACAGGUCCGUGCCGAAGGAGUCUUUCGAGUUUUGGAGUGUCACGAGCGCGCCCAGAAGAAAACUGCUCUCAUCUCCAAACCACCACCAAACAAUCCCUCUUCUCCACCAAAGAGGGAGGACAAGAGAAAUAAACUUGAGUCAGAACCUUCGAAGGGGGGAAAGAGAUCAAGAAACAACUGUGAUUCCCCAAGAUUUUCUUCUUUCGAGUUCACUGUCCCACAGAAGGUCAUUUACGAAGAGAUUAAAGAUCGCCCAAUCUGGCGAGAACCCUACAAGAUCACAACUCCUCUGGAGAGAAAAGACAAAAACAAGUUCUGCAUCUUCCACAAAGAUCAUGGACAUACAAUCUCUGAAUGCCAAAACCUCCACAACCAAGUUCAGGCUCUUAUGAGAAACAGAAGAUUGACCUAG
Messenger RNA from Humulus lupulus (European hop), 978 nucleotides. RefSeq lists its product as uncharacterized. The record is from RefSeq and is a predicted model, not a curated record. Lineage: Eukaryota; Viridiplantae; Streptophyta; Magnoliopsida; Rosales; Cannabaceae. Bases 1 to 978 code for a protein of 325 amino acids. The transcript has a single exon.